AUGAGUCGCAUGGCGGGAUUGCUCGAUCUCGAGAAGCACUUCGCCUUCUACGGUGCUUAUCACAGCAACCCGAUCAACAUUAUCAUCCACAUCAUCUUCGUUUGGCCGAUCGUCUUCACAGCCUUGCUUCUCCUCCACUCCGCGACCCCAAUUUUCGAUCUUUCUCAAUUAGGGCUUCCUCAAUCGCUGGCCCUCGACGGCGUUCUGCGAUUAAACGUCGGGUUUAUCGCCACCGUGAUCUAUGCUCUGUUCUACAUCUGCCUGGAUAAGAAAUCCGGAUUUGUAGCGGCGGUCAUUUGUUUCUCUUGCUGGGUCGGUUCCAGUUUUCUCGCUGCUCGUUUAGGAGCUUCUCUAGCCUUUAAGGUUGGAUUAGCAUCUCAGUUGUUAUGUUGGACCGGACAGUUCCUUGGCCAUGGCUUGUUCGAGAAACGAGCACCUGCGCUAUUAGACAAUAUAGCCCAAGCUUUUCUCAUGGCUCCUUUCUUCGUGUUGCUCGAGGUUCUUCAAUCGGUUUUCGGGUAUGAACCAUCUCCCGGUUUUCAAGCGCGUGUGAAUGCCAAGGUAGAAAGUGACAUUAAGGAGUACAGAGAAAAGAAGCAGAAGAAGAGCAAGAUCACAUAA
Microthlaspi erraticum is the source of this 621-nucleotide messenger RNA. NCBI's taxonomy places the organism in Eukaryota, Viridiplantae, Streptophyta, Magnoliopsida, Brassicales, Brassicaceae. The record is from the annotation of a GenBank genome assembly.